This is a messenger RNA of Branchiostoma belcheri (Belcher's lancelet), 2357 nucleotides long. RefSeq names its product PC-esterase domain-containing protein 1A-like. The transcript is spliced from 6 exons. NCBI's taxonomy places the organism in Eukaryota, Metazoa, Chordata, Leptocardii, Amphioxiformes, Branchiostomatidae. Bases 128 to 1420 code for a protein of 430 amino acids. The record is from RefSeq and is a predicted model, not a curated record.
GGUUUUGUCUUGUAAAAUCAGAGACAGUUUGGCUGUUAGCAGGUCUGUAUAAGUAGUGGGACUUCUGUGGGUAGUUCAGUCAGUUUGGGAGCAGCUACCCUACAGUUCUUGACCAGAAUACAGCACAAUGGCCAUCUUCCUGACUGAGGACAUGAGGAAACUGCUCCACAACAAGUUUGUGGUAGUCAUCGGUGAUUCCAUCCAGCGUGGCAUCUACAAAGACUUGGUGGUUCUACUACAGGGGAACCGCUAUCUACAGGAGGGACAGCUCAAGGCUAAGGGGGAGCUUCACUUUGAGGGAGAUGUGUUGGUGGAGGGAGGACGGCUUGGGGAGAUGACCAACAAGCUGAACUACAGGGAGGUGCGACAGUACCGGACAGACCACCAUCUUGUCAGGUUCUACUUCAGCACCCGUGCCUACAGUGAGUACAUGGAGACCAUCCUGGCAGACCUGGGCGAUGAACCCCAGCCUGAUCUCAUCAUCAUGAACUCAUGUCUCUGGGACAUCACAAGGUAUGGUCCCAGCUCCGUGCCGAUGUACAAGAAGAACCUGAAGAAGCUGUUCGGCAGGUUCAAGGAGGUCCUGCCUGAGCAGACGCUCGUGAUCUGGAACACGACCCUCCCCGUGGCCAACAGCGUGCGCGGCGGCUUCCUCAUCCCCGAGGUGGAGUUCAAGAACGAGACGCUGCGACUGGACAUCCUGGAGGCCAACUACUACGCGCGGGACGUGGUGGUGUCCCACGGGUAUGACGUCCUGGACAUGCACUACAACUUCCGCUACCAGCUGCAGCGGCGCGUGAAGGACGGUGUGCACUGGAAUCAGGAGGCGCACCGCCGCAUGACCAACCUGCUGCUGUCCCACGUCACGGAGGCCUGGGGGUACAAGCUGCCGCGCCACGUCCUCCCCGCACUCCCGGACAUCCAGAACACGGUCCAGACGCCGCGCCAGUACCAGUCCAACCCCGACAUCCGCAGCUUCAGCGACCCGCCGCGCCCCGUCCGCUACGUCAACACCAGCUGGCAACACCACCACCACAACCAGCACGCCUCUCCUGUCGGACUGAACCUCCCCGCAGGACUCACGCCUGAGGAGAGGUACGGAGGGCCGAUCGGGAAGCCCGUCCUGGCCGAGCCUCUGGACAACCGCAUGCAGUACAACUUCCAGAUCAGCUUCCAGCCCAACAUGUUCAGCGGCGUGGACUUCACCGGCGGGAACUACCUGGCACAGAACUACAUCGUACCGAAUGUCCAGCACGUCCAGCAUGCGUGGGAUGCCGGGAGGAACCAGCUGGUGCAGCGGGCGUGGCAGACGGAGCGCUACACGCCGUACAACCCUCACCAGCGCGUGGCUAACCACAGGAAUAUUAUCAACGUCGGAAGUGGAAGGUACCACGCUAGAGGUAGAAACUACAGGAGGUAGAUUGCCUCAAAACUUUCCGAUGUAAAGAACUGUCGUGUCAUAGCAACUUUGCUUCCAUUUGAAUUAUAUGUCUACAUUGUAAAGAGAGAAUUACUGUAUUACUCAGGUUGUAUGAACUCACAGCAGUGGAGGUUUAGAAGAUUACAUUGUGUAAGUUUAAAUAGAAUCCGUUGCACCUAAAAGAGGAUACCAAGAUAUUUUUGUUACCACUCAGUAUUGGAGGACGGUCAGUCCUUUGAGUAUGGCAAGUCAGUAUUAUGUACUGGUGAGUGUAAGACUCAACUAAGGGAUAGUCAGUGUCUCAGUGACUACUUUUAUGGUUAAUGUAGUCAUACUUAUAGAAACAAUAGGACAGUAGCCCAACUUACUCAGUUAGGAUGCAGCUGGACCUGUCAGUAAUUGGUAGUCAAACUAGUAUUUUGACACUGCCAUAAAUGUACAGAGAUGUUUAUUUAAGAAAGUAGUGUAUGGUAGUAUAAUGGUACAGAGACCAAGAGUUGGUGCCAAACAAGAAAUGGGCUGAAUUGGCAGCUAAGACUGGACCAGUGCAUGUAUCUUGGUGCAGUUCUGACAGCAGUACCAUUAAUGUACAGAGAUUGUUUAUUUUUGUUCAAAGAAAGUUUGUUUAUAUACACACUGCUUAUAUUAAGCUGUGGUAAUACUUAGUGGUAAGUCAUAAUAUAUACUUAAUGAUUAGUCAGAUUUGUUGUGACUCACUGUGCAGUAUACUAUAGAUACAAUGCAAUAUCAUUUCCACACGAUACCGAAUACUGUUGACUUUGUUUACUAAUACUAAUACAGUGGUCACUGGAGCAACUUUGACUGUAUUUAGUUUGUUUUCAUGAUUAUUAACCAAUCAUUCUUGAAUACUUAUGUAUUCUGUUGUUAUGGAGUUCUUUCCACAAGUUGCAAUAAUAAAUGUUAUGUUUGUUACAGA